GCAGAACUGUUAGAGUACAGCUUAAACUCCUGCUCAGCGUCUCCAUCCUCUCACGAUGUCCUCAGAUAUUUAUGCUGAACCAGAUCUAUCAAAGAAGGUGAGAUACAGCAGAAAGGAGGACGGAGCAGAGUGGGAGCAGAGGGAGGUGGAUAUCUACGAGAGUGCAGAUGAGAUCAGAGAUAGUUAUGAUCAUUUUCAAUCGGAGGAAGGAGGACCACAGACUCUGAAUCCUCCUUCAGUCCUGAAGGGCUCUUUCAGAUGUGCUACACUGGGUCUAAGAGUGCUGUGCCUCCUGAUGUUAGCUGGGAUCAUCAUCCUGUCCAUAUGCUAUGCUUUGAACAAGAGUGAAAACAAAAGACUUCAUGCUAAAUGUGACAAACUGAACCACGUUUACAAUGACACCAAAAAGAAUCACACUGAGCUCCAGGAUGAACUUCAAGACACAAAAACCAGCCUGACUCAGUUACAGAGCCGUUAUGAUGAACUGAGUAAAAACCACAGUCAGCUACAGGAAGAAGUGAAGAAGCUGAAGGAGAAGAUAGAAGGGAAGUGUCCUGAUCGAUGGAUGAGAUUUGGAAGCAGCUGCUACUUUAAAUCCACUGAGAGGAAAACUUGGUCUGAGAGCAGGAGAGCCUGUCAGGAUAAAGGAGCUGAUCUGGUGAUGAUAAACAGCAAAGAGGAACAGGAAUUUGUCAGUAAUUUCAGAGGACACUCUUGGAUUGGUCUGGAAGCUAAAUGGACAUCAGGAGGAUAUGAAUGGGAAUGGGUGGACGGAUCAGUGCUGACAGAAACGUGA
Maylandia zebra (zebra mbuna) is the source of this 796-nucleotide messenger RNA. The record is from RefSeq and is a predicted model, not a curated record. NCBI's taxonomy places the organism in Eukaryota, Metazoa, Chordata, Actinopteri, Cichliformes, Cichlidae.